AGACUCACAUCAUGGAGCCAAAGGCGGCCCGAUUGCGGAGGGGAGAAGGGUUGAGAGGAGAGCAAGAGGACAGACCCUCUGCAGAAGGAAACACCGAGAAGGACAGAGGCAUGGACUUGGUGCAAUGGACCCGCCAUAUGGAGGCCGUGAAGAUGCAGCUGUUGGAGCAAGCUCAGGGACCGCUGAUGGAGCUACUGGACCGGGCCAUGUGGGAGGCCAUUCAGUCCUACCCACCGCAAGGUGGACCUCUGCCCUCCGUUCCUCCAGAUUCCUCGAGCAAGGCCCGGGAGCCAUCCCUGGGGAAACGGAAAAUUUUCAUCAUCCGAAAGUCCCUGCUUGACGAGCUGAUGGAAGUGCAACAUUUCCGUACCAUCUACCACAUGUUCAUCGCCGGCCUGUGUGUCUUCAUCAUCAGCACCCUGGCCAUCGACUUCAUCGACGAGGGCAGGCUGAUGCUGGAGUUUGACCUACUGAUCUUCAGCUUUGGACAGCUGCCCUUGGCGCUGAUGACGUGGGUCCCCAUGUUCCUGUCCACGCUGCUGGUGCCCUACCAGGCCCUGCGGCUGUGGGCGAGGCCCCGGGAUGGAGGGGCCUGGACGCUGGGGGUGGGCCUAGGCUGCGUGCUGCUGGCCGCCCACAACGCGGUGCUCUGCGUCCUCCCGGUCCACGUGGCCCUGAAGUAUCAGCUCCCGCCGGCCUCGCGCAGUGUCCUAGUCUUCGAGCAGGUCAGGCUCCUGAUGAAGAGCUACUCCUUCUUGAGAGAGGCUGUGCCUGGAGCCCUUUGUGCCAGAGUAGGUGACGGCAAACAAGCCCCCAGUUUCUCCAGCUACCUCUACUUCCUCUUCUGCCCUACACUCAUCUACAGGAAGACUUAUCCUAGGACACCCAACGUCAGGUGGAAUUAUGUGGCCAAGAACUUCGCCCAGGCCCUGGGCUGUGUGCUGUAUGCCUGUUUCAUCCUGAGCCGUCUCUGCGUUCCUGUCUUUGCCAACAUGAGCCGGGAGCCCUUCAGUACCCGGGCUCUGGUGCUCUCCAUCAUGCAUGCCACGUUGCCAGGCAUCUUCAUGCUGCUGCUCAUCUUCUUUGCCUUCCUCCAUUGCUGGCUCAACGCCUUCGCAGAGAUGCUACGAUUUGGAGACAGAAUGUUCUACCGGGACUGGUGGAACUCGACGUCCUUCUCCAACUACUACCGCACUUGGAACGUGGUGGUCCAUGACUGGCUAUACAGCUACGUAUAUCAAGAUGGGCUGUGGCUCCUUGGCGGCCGGGCCCGAGGGGCCGCCAUGCUGGGUGUGUUCCUGGUUUCUGCCGUGGUCCAUGAGUACAUCUUCUGCUUUGUCCUGGGAUUCUUCUACCCCGUCAUGCUGAUACUCUUCUUAGUUAUUGGAGGGCUGAUGAACUUCAUGAUGCAUGACCGGCACACGGGCCCGGCGUGGAAUGUGUUAAUGUGGACCAUGCUGUUUCUGGGCCAAGGCAUCCAGGUCAGCCUGUACUGCCAGGAAUGGUACGCUCGGCGACACUGCCCCCUCCCCCAGACGACCUUCUGGGGGCUGGUGACACCUCGAUCUUGGUCCUGCCAUACCUAGAGAUCAGAGCACCCUCACUGCCCAGAUGAUACCACCAAGUUCUUCUCUGCCUGCAAAGCCCGGGACCAGGGUGCCUCUCCCUGAACUCCUAGAUCUAGCUCCAAGUCAAGGGGGCCUGGCAGGCAUGACCCACUAGGGAACUCCAGAGACAGAGAUCCGUGGACCCAGAGGGCCACUGAGCACAGACACGGAAUGAUGGUGGCUCUUGAGCCUCCAGCCCCCUCGACCAGGCACAGAGUCCCCUCCUACCUCAUGACUGUCCAGACUUGGGAAGACUUGAAGGAUCUUACAGAUCUGGUCAAUGCAGGGUGACCUAAAGAAGCCGGGGCCACCAAGGUCUGAGAAGGGUUUGGCUGGCUUUUUGUACUGUUUCCAGUACAAUAAUAAACUGUGUCUCUUUUUAUUCA
This is a messenger RNA of Enhydra lutris kenyoni (northern sea otter), 1993 nucleotides long. Its product is annotated as sterol O-acyltransferase 2. Gene Ontology annotation, cellular component: endoplasmic reticulum membrane. Gene Ontology annotation, biological process: cholesterol homeostasis; cholesterol metabolic process; cholesterol efflux. The record is from RefSeq and is a predicted model, not a curated record. Gene Ontology annotation, molecular function: fatty-acyl-CoA binding; cholesterol binding; cholesterol O-acyltransferase activity. Lineage: Eukaryota; Metazoa; Chordata; Mammalia; Carnivora; Mustelidae. Bases 12 to 1586 code for a protein of 524 amino acids. The transcript has 15 exons.